UUGACGUCUGGAGAUAUUUUGUCUUCAAAAUUAUCGAAAUUACGUGUUUUUUUUUUAAAUAAUAGGACAUAAAUAAUUAGUCAUAUAGUACAUUUUUAGUGAGUGUAUUUCAGUGAUUAAUGUUUAAAUAUUAUCCGUAACUAAAAUAAUAUUACAACCGAUCUAAAUCUGUGGUCCUUGAUUAUAAGUAUUUCGUAGGUGUCUUUUGCAUGUGCAGUUCAUAUGGCGUCAUUAUCACUACCACGAGUAUUACAAUUGAAGAAGAACAGCUUGGAUGCUGAGCGUGAGCAGUUUGAAAAGUUUCAGCCUGGUACAGCACUUACUAAUGCAUGCUGAGUUCGUGUUGCACUAACACCUUGCUAUGGCCAAUCCUACAGAAAAACGCUUCCACCAGCUGACUCUAGCCAUCCAGAAGGCCAUAAAUUCGAUCGAAACCCCAGUAAAAGAGAAACAUGUACGAAGCACGAUCAUCGGUACAUUUCAAGAGCAGAGUGCGGUCACCUACUGGAUGGUGGCGAUCCGGCUACCGCUGCAGGACAACAGGAUCGUCUCGUGGAAGUUCUGCCACGUGACGCACAAACUGCUCCGCGAAGGUCACCCGGCAUGUCUUGAUGACUCGCAGCGCCAUAUUGGAAUGAUCGAAAAUCUUGGCAAACUGUGGGUUCAUCUCCGUGAAGGCUAUGGAAGAUUAAUACACUUAUAUAGUAACCUAUUGGUAACCAAGUUGAAGUUCCACGCCCGCAAUCCACGUUUCCCCGGCAAUAUGCUGUUGACAGCUGAAGAAUUGGAUGCCAUCGCUGAGAACGACGUGAACAAUUAUUUCCAACUAUGCGUCGAGCUGUUCGAUUAUAUGGAAGACAUACUCACUCUGCAAGCUGCAGUGUUCGACAGCCUGGGCAACGCGCGCGCGAACUCGAUGACGGCGAGCGGGCAGUGCCGCCUGGCCGCGCUCAUCCCGUGCGCGCAGGACUCGUCGCACAUCUACGACUGCAACGUGCGCCUGCUGUUCCGCCUGCACGCCGCGCUGCCGCCCGACGUGCUCGCCGGCCACCGCGAGAGAUUUCGACAGCAAUUCAAAAAAUUAAGUUCCUUCUACAAGCACGCGAGCAGUCUACAGUACUAUCGGAACUUAUUAACGCUGCCAGUGUUGCCGUCGAAUCCGCCGAACUUUUUGCUUCAGAGCGACUUCGGUACAUACGUAACCCCUGUGGUGUCUAUACCAGAACAGCCUCCGGACGAAGUGGACGCCGUGGGAUCCCUUAUCGACACAUCCGAUAAUUUUAGCCAGAGGGCGAGCCCCGAGCAGGAGGCGCGCGCGUCGCCCGCCGACCCGCUCGUGGAGCGCGACCGCCUCAUCGAGCACCUGCAGAACGAGCUCAAGAGGAUGAGGUUAGAAGUGUCGCAGAUAAUACAAGAGAGGAACACGAUGCUGGGGUCAAUGAGAGAGCAUUGCGCAAGAAUGGAGUCUCAACUGCGUGCGACCAGAAACGAGCUUGAAGAAGAAAAACAGAAAAUGGAUAUUUUGUCAGUCGAAACGCCGGAAAUUAAAAAAAAAUUAACACAGACUGAAGAAAAGGCGAAGAUAUUAGAUGAGAAAUUUCAGAAGUUAAAGGGUGCUUAUACGCAGUUACGUGAAGAACACAUCACAUUGAUUAGACAGAAAGCAGAAGUCGACAAAAACGCAUCAAGCUUAAGAGCAGCCGCCGCGCAACAUGAAAGUGCAAAGACAAUGUUGCAACAACAGCUGAAUGAUCGAAUAAAAGAUGUUGAACUACUACAGCAGAGUGCUUCAUCGAGCGAAGAAAUUGAAGCUUACAAAUCAGAACUGACGAAUCUUAGGAGCGAACUCGAACAAGCUCGGCAGAAAGAAGUAGAACUAGAAACGUUGAGAGCAUCAAUGGAAGCUUUGGAGAUUGAACAUAAGACCGCCACCACCGAGCUCGAAGUGAAACUCACGGCCGUGACUAACGAAUUGAAAGAUGUUACGGAAAACAAUGAAAAAAUAAAACAAGAAAUAAGCGAAAAAGACAUCGAGUACAGUAAAGUUAGAGAAGAACUAAUAUGUCUCAGACAAAAGAGUGGGGAUGAAUACAAGAAAGCAGUCGAGGAUAGGGAAGACGCAUUGAAACAGCUUUCUGAACUAAAACAGCAGUAUGAACAUGAAAAGCAGGAGCAAAUUAAUUAUACUAACAAUUUACAAGCCGAUUUAGAAACAUUUCAAAUGAAACUUACUGAAACACAAAGUAAUUUCGAGCGGCAAUGUAGCAAAUUAGAUGAAGAGUUGUCGGAAAAAAAUCAAGAAUUUGAUAAUAUUUUAAAGGAAAAAGAGAUUGAAAUUGAAGAAGCUGUUAAAAAAAUUACAUUAUUACAAAAUAAUCUUGAUAGUAUCAAAAGUAAUAACGAAGAAGUGAUCAGUAACCAAAGAAAUGAGAUUGAUGGCCUUAAAACAACGAUUAGCGAAAUGAUGCAAAAUAAAGAAAUAUCCAAAAAGCUCAUUGCAGACUUGGAGAACAAAAUUACGGCUUUAAAUAAUCAGCUGGAAGAAGAAAACAGUGAAAAAUUAAAAUUAACAAAUGCUCUUACUGAGCGAAGCGCAGAGGUUUCAGAUUUAGAAAACAAAAUUAAAUCUUUAUUAGAAACUCUGAGUAAUAAAGAUACUUUGUUAAAAGAACUCGAAGAUUUAAAAGACGAUGAGUUAAAAGAACAACACACAAGAGUUGAAAAUCUAGAACAAUCUAUUCAAUCAAAGGAUAAUUUAAUAGAAGAAAUUACAUUAAAAUAUCAAGAUCUGUCUUCGAAAUUUGAGCAACAAACCAUAGAAAUAGAUACUAUUAGAAAUGAUUAUGCGAAUGAAAAGGAUUCUUUGGAAAAUAAACUUGAAGAAUUGACACUUGAAAAUGACAAAACAGUUGCUGAACGAGAUAUUUUAAUUACUGAAAAACAGGAUCUUGAAACUAUAGUAAUGGGGUUAAAGGAUAUACAAUUAAAAUCACACGAUCAGAUUGAACAAGCGUUAAAAGCAAACAUUGAAUUGGAAGCUACAUUCAAACAAGAGAUAGAAAAUAUAAAAUCACAGUAUGAACGUACGAAUUUCGAAAAAGACAACGAAAUAAAAAUAUUGUCUGAGACGUUAGAACGCAAGGAAGAUGAUUUUAAAAAGAUAAACAUUUCACAAACGGAAGAAAUAAAUAAGUAUAAAACACAAAUAGAAGAAUUUGAAGAAUUAAGAAUGAAAGAAAGAGAGGAAUAUACUCGUACGAUAUCUGAUAGAGAAACAGAAGUUCAGUUGAUUGAAGCUAGAUUAGAGCAUGCUGAAAGUGAACGAUUGAACGCCGAGUGUGAAUUACAGGACUUGUUGCAACAAAACACAAUCCUCGAAGCAGAUAUGGGCUCGCUCAAAAUACAACUGGAAGAAGCUCAUCAGGCCGUCAAGAAACAGACGUGUCGAUUGGUCUCCUGUGCCGGUGAAACCGCUUUAGAGGUGAUAAAUGAAGCACAGUCUGCUUUCGAAAAUUCGAAUGCUCAAGAUGCCAAUAACCUAGCCGCGGAGUUAGCUAUUAAGGCAUUGGAGGAACUCGCCAAAAACACGCGGGUUGAAGGCAAAGAAGAAGACGUAGCUAAAUCUGCAAUUUUCGCGGCUCACAAUGCGGCAAAGCUUUCCGCUUACAUCGCAGAUCUAUCCAACAUUACCACAGACAUAGAGCUGGCAGAUAAACUGAACACGGAGUGCCGCAACAUGUUGACGUCGACGAAGCAGUGCCUGGAGUCGCUGCCGGGCGGCGGCGUGGAGGCGGCGAGCGCGCAGGCGCGCGGCGCCGUGGCGGGCGCGCUGCGGGCCGCGCUCGGCGCCGACCGGCCCGCCGCGCGCGCCGUGGACGACGAGCUGGCGCUCAUGGACCGCGCCAUCGAGGCCGCCGCCGCGCAGAUCGAGAAAAUGUUAGCAGCUAGUCGAGCCGCCGAUACGGGCAUUAAACUAGAGGUAAACGAGAAGAUCCUGGACGCUUGCACUACGCUGAUGGCCGCAGUCAAGAUCCUCGUCCAGGAUAGCAGGAAGCUGCAGAACGAACUGGGCGAUCCGAAGACUCGCCAGAAAAUGUACAGACGAAAUCCGCAGUGGUCGGAAGGUCUGAUUUCUGCUUCGAAAGCGGUCGUGUUCGCUGCCAAGCUGUUGGUAACGUCGGCGGACGAGGCGGUGGGCGCGGCGGGGCGCGUGGAGGGCGUGUCGGCGGCGGCGCACGAGGUGGCCGCCAGCACGGCGCAGCUCGUGGCCGCGUCGCGCGCCAAGGCGCCGCCCGCCGCGCCCGCGCUCGCCAGCCUCACCGCCGCCUCGCGCGCCGUGGCCGCCGCCGCCGGCGCCGUCGUCGCCUGCGUGCGUGGCGCCUCCGCCCUCGUGCGCGACCAGGAGGCGCUAGACACGUCGGCGCUGUCGCUGACGGCCACGCGGCGGCUGGAGAUGGAGAGCAAGGUGCGCGCGCUGGAGCUGGAGAGCGCGCUGGACGCGGAGCGCGCCAAACUCGCCGCGCUGCGCAAGCGACACUACCACCUCGCGCAGCUGCACGAGAAUGGGAAAGUGACAAAUGGAGAAGAAUGAACGUACCAUGAAAAAAUACAAAACUUACUUGUAACCGACAUGACAAAAAUUAAACAUUUACAAAAGCACUAAUUUUAAAAAAACAUUCUUAAAUGCAUUUAAAUUUACAACGAUUUAUUCACCAAAACUAUAGUUCACAAUAAUUAAAAUCAAGCUACUCACAACAUCACACUAUAUUUUAUUAUAAACAAAAAGAGUGAAUGUCUUCCUGUUGUAGAAGGCUCAAUUUAACUUAGAAAAGGGUACUAAAUGAAAAAAUUUAUAUUAAAAGCACUUUCGAAAACUUUACAAUUAAAUCAUCCUUAUUACACAUUUUAGAUAUUCUAUUUUAAUUUUUAAUUAUACCAUUCCAAAUGAAAUCAAUGCUAUUUAUUUAUUUUUCAAGAAAGGAAAGAUGUGUGGAAUAAUAGAUUUUGAAUGUUAAAAGUCUUUUAAUACUACUUUUAUAGAACUUCGAUGUGCAGGCUUAGAACAAACUAAACGAAAUAUUAAGUUAAUAAAAUAGUUCAUGUAUGACAUAUUCAUGACAUAAUAGUUUUUGAUUAAGUAAUAAUUUACUAACAAGACAAAAAUGUUGACAAUGAAUUUAAAAACAAACCACAAAAUAUUGAAUCAAAUGUCACCUAUUUGUGUACCUAUAUAUAAAUACAAGUUUGUUCUUGCCUUGUCUCCAGAUUAAGCUUUAAGAAUGAGACUUAGUCGUAGGAUAUGUGAAAAUUACUUUUCUACGUACGUAUGUAUGAUAAAAUUCUAUCUUACUUGCUAUGUAUAAAUAAUUGUUUUUAUCAGUGAUUUUUCGUUAUUAAUACAAAGUAAUUGUAAUAACCAAGAAACUUGUUUAAUCCUAUAAACGUGACUAAUAAUGUAUUAUGUAUAUCAACUUUUGUAUUUGUAAUGAUAAUGGUGAUUUGACAUUAAAGGAAUUAUCAUAGUUCUUAAGUGUUUUAAAAUAUUUAUAUUAUACAUAUUGUGUUUACUAAUAAAAUGUCUACAAAUU
Molecule: messenger RNA, 5588 nt
Organism: Nymphalis io (European peacock)
Lineage: Eukaryota; Metazoa; Arthropoda; Insecta; Lepidoptera; Nymphalidae
Gene: Hip1
Product: huntingtin-interacting protein 1
Exons: 25
Coding region: 362-4591 (1409 amino acids)
Biological process (GO): actin filament organization; endocytosis; clathrin coat assembly
Cellular component (GO): clathrin-coated vesicle; actin cortical patch
Molecular function (GO): phosphatidylinositol-3,5-bisphosphate binding; actin filament binding; clathrin light chain binding
Source: RefSeq, a predicted model, not a curated record